AUGCUACACUACUCCAACCAACUCUUCUCUCGCAACAUCCAUGCAGUCCGCACCGUCGGACAUAUUUGGCCUAGCAUGGAUACCCUUCAAGAGACUGCCCGCAUCGUCACGUCGAAGCCAGUCCAGCGGGCAUUCGUCAAUAGCGUGCUCCUGGUGUCUGGUGCUGUGAUCCUCUUUUGCACAGCGGCCAUUGCUUCGGCUCUCUUUUUCCAGAAUUUUCUUCCCCAUGAGGUGGUGACGAUGCCUGUCCACCUCCAGUAUGGCUCCGGCGUCAACCCAUAUGGCAUCGCAUCACUCGAAUUGCCGCCCAUGAAGUCGCAGCAAGAAUAUGACGUAUCGCUGAGCUUGACGAUGCCGCGAUCGAACCCGAAUGUGGAGCGCGGCAACUUCAUGAUAAGCCUGCACAUGCUCGACUCCAAGGCCGAUUUUGAGCUUCAGGCUAAGGCUGGACAGCACGCAGCCGAGCAUGGUGGUUUUGGAACUACCAAUGUCCUCUUCAGCUCACGCAGGCCCGCCCUGUUCCCUUACGUGGAUCCGUUCGUCUCUCUCGCAUCUCGCGUCCUCUUCUUGGCCUACCAUCUAUUUGCGCCGGGGUCAAGCUCGAGCACAAUGAUGAUACCUCUAGCAGAAAGGGUAUGGUUCUCUAAGGGGUCCAUGAUCCCAAAGUCGGCUUAUAUCGAGGUGGAGGCGGGCCAGACAAUUCAGAUAUACCAUGCUGCACUGCAGCUUACAGCCCAGCUUCGCGGGCUCCGCUGGCUGAUGGUACACUAUCGAAUCUCCACUUUCGUUGCCUUUACCUUUCUUUUCUGGAUCUGCGAGAUCAUGUUCAUGGCCGUGGCCUGGGGGUUAUGGAGUCUUGCCUCUGGGCCAUCCCCCGAAGAAGUUGACGGCAAGGCAUGGCCACAAGGAGUCGAAGAAGAUGAAGAAGAGACGGACCACCCAGAGACGUUUCCGACGUAUGGGAAGCAACGGCCUCUCAAGUAUGAGCCAGAUGUUAAGCACGAGCUGGACCCUGAGCAACCAUUAUCAGAAAUUCCUCGCGCGGGAGCUGAUGCCGAUGAUGAGGAUGAGGGGAGCUUUGAAGAGGAGGAGGAGGAAGAAGAUGUGCAGCAUAAGGAUUCGGGAAUUGGCACAAGCUACAGUAGUUACCUGUCGAGUUGA
This is a messenger RNA of Fusarium keratoplasticum, 1161 nucleotides long. RefSeq lists its product as uncharacterized. The transcript has 3 exons. Gene Ontology annotation, cellular component: endoplasmic reticulum membrane. The record is from RefSeq and is a predicted model, not a curated record. Gene Ontology annotation, biological process: lipid droplet organization; lipid storage. Bases 1 to 1161 code for a protein of 386 amino acids. Lineage: Eukaryota; Fungi; Ascomycota; Sordariomycetes; Hypocreales; Nectriaceae.